CGAGAAAUGUAGUCUGGUUUGUGUUCCGGGGCUAUAGUGUGCCUGAACUAUUACACCAUCCCCCACUCCAAGGUGGUGCACCAAGCAUCGCUCCAUCCAACCACGCACUACCUGGCAUCCAAGCUUCGACAAGAAUGGCGCGCAUCUUUAUCACAGGCUCCUCGGACGGCCUUGGCUCUAUCGUCGCGCAGCGUCUUGUCGCAAUUGGGCAUUCCGUAGUUUUGCACGCGCGCAACGCUCAACGCGCAAAAGACGCGACCGCCGCAUGUCCAGGCGCAGAGGCUGUCGUGACCGGCGACCUCUCCAGCAUAUCCGAGACCAAGAGCAUAGCUGAUCAGGUUAAUAAACUUGGCCUUUUCGACUGCGUUAUCCAUAACGCUGGCUUGUUCCAUGGUGGCUUCCGGAAGACCAGCGAUGGCAUACCUGCUCUCGCAGCUGUUAAUACCCUCGCGCCGUUCAUACUCACAGCACUCAUUACUCGUCCCAAGCGCUUGAUCUUUGUCUCGUCGGAAAUGCACCAAAGUGGCUCCACUAGCAUGGAUGAUGUUUUCUGGGCUCGACGGGGUGAGAGCGAAUGGAGCGAGAACGCAGCCUAUUGCGCAAGCAAGCUGCACAACGUCAUAUUCGCGAAGGCGUUCGCAAGGCGAUGGCCAGACGUCAGGAGCAACGCAUUGGAUCCAGGCUGGGUACCGACAAAUAUGGGCGGCAGUUCUGCGAUGGGGAGCAUAGACGCAGCCGCGGAGACUUAUGUCAUGCUCGCAGAAGGGGAAGAGGCGGACGCCAAGAAGAGUGGAAGGUAUUAUAGACCGGGAAAGAAGGAGGAGAAGCCCCAAGAGGCGACGGAUGAUGAAGAGAAACAAGACCGGCUGCUGGAAAUUUGCGCCAAGUUUGCCGGACUCGAUGUACCCUCAUGAUGUAGGUCCCGCCGUGUAGUAUCCGCUUAUAAGCGAUGAAUAUUGUUCCAUUUCGAUUUGUGUAUCCUGGUGAACAGGCUCCCAGUUGUAUUUUUCGUGUACGAAUGUUUUCUACUCAGGGCGGCCUACACAGCUCGGAUGUCUUCUCGCUACAGCGCCACCCUCAAUGGAACGAGAUUUGGUCAAUCUCGAUAUAUUGUGACGUUGCUAUUCUGGUUCACACUCACUGACUUCUAGUUCCCGCGCCGUUACCACCUGACAAUUUCGUAUACCCGGAAUGCCGUCGCAGCACAAACGCACAACCAUCGGCUAAAUAUACACUACGAACUUCGCAUUACCGGUAAUGGGAUCCUGG
This is a messenger RNA of Cucurbitaria berberidis CBS 394.84, 1269 nucleotides long. Its product is annotated as NAD(P)-binding protein. Lineage: Eukaryota; Fungi; Ascomycota; Dothideomycetes; Pleosporales; Cucurbitariaceae. The transcript has a single exon. Bases 135 to 914 code for a protein of 259 amino acids. The record is from RefSeq and is a predicted model, not a curated record.